Pygocentrus nattereri (red-bellied piranha) is the source of this 1623-nucleotide messenger RNA. RefSeq names its product Rab interacting lysosomal protein-like 2 (gene rilpl2). The transcript has 4 exons. Gene Ontology annotation, molecular function: protein dimerization activity. Lineage: Eukaryota; Metazoa; Chordata; Actinopteri; Characiformes; Serrasalmidae. The coding region runs from base 161 to 766 and encodes 201 amino acids. The record is from RefSeq and is a predicted model, not a curated record.
UAGUCGCCAAGUAAGCAACACGUAAUUUGGUACAAGGAAGCAAAGUUAUCAGCAAAGUGAACGCACUUGACAGACUAACUAAAUAUCUUAAUACACCACAUUUAGGAGAUCACUUGGUUAUAUCGCGCUUCGGAUACUUCAGCUAGUCAGCUACGAGGAAAUGGGAGAUUUACAAGAUGGUUCACCCGUUCUUGCUUUCGAGAAAGACCCGCUGGAACUUACGGUUGAAGAUGUUUAUGACAUUUCAUACGUGAUUGGUAAAGAUUUGCUAAAAAUUAACAGAGGCGGUCAAGAGGUGUCAGAAUUACAAUUCAAAAUUGUUCGUGUGCUGGAAAUGUUCGAAAUAAUGGUCAGCAAGUAUAACCUGUCGCUGGAGGAGCUCAGGAUGGAACGGGACAACUGGAAAGGGGAGCUGGACAGAGUGGUUGCAGGAGGUUCAGGUGAAAAUGAUAACCAGAUAAUUGGCCCUGACAAACUGGUGAUAGAUUUGAAGGACCCCAACCGACCACGCUUCACCAUGCAGGAGUUAAAAGAAGUCUUACAGGAGAGGAACCAGCUCAAAGGACAGUUACUGCUGGCCCAAGAAGAGCUACAGCUUUACAAAAGUGGUGUUCUGCCUCAGCCAGAGCCAAACAUGGUUGAAGUAGAUCUAGAGACCCCUCCCUCCUCUGACCCCCCACUUUCUGUGACCACAGAGGAUAACAAAGAAGAACAAAAAGAGGAAAAGACCACUAUUCAGAAACUGUUCUUUUUUAAAAGAAAAUAGAAGACAGCCAACAUCUUCCUAGGAUGCUCUGCAAAAACUGAACUUAAAGCCUGUUUAUAUUCAGAAUCCUUCCUUGGCUUUUUAAAGGAAUAAACAAUCGUCUCUCUUUAUAUUUUUCAUAUAAUACAUUGCGUUAUUGUUAUGUUAACUCUGACAAAACUGUGAAGAUUAUCUUUGUUUAUUUUGGAAGAUAUGGGGAAAAAUUAGGUAUUGAAUUUGCAGGUGAGCUAAUGUUCAUAAUACAUUAUCAUAUGUGACUUCACAUAGUGAAACUAGAAAACAAAACUUUAAAUCUCAAUCCCUGAUUUAUUGGCUCAGCUACAUUGUAGAUGAGGAUCUCACUCAAUGUACUCCAAGGUUAUUUGAUUGAAAUGUCUGAUUCGAUAACAGUUAAACUAUUGUAGCUCAACAGUUAAGCAAAUAUCACAAAUCAGGAAGCCAUGUUAUGAGUUUUACUUCAAAUGAACAGGAUUUAAAUAGUGCUUCAUCUAGGUUAGAGGUCAGGUAUAGCAGUAUACAGGGUAUUAUCAAGGUAUAAUGAGAGUGAUCGGAAAGAAUGAUGAAAUGUUAUAAAUUAGUAUUCAUAUUUGUUCUUUUACAUACCCAUCACAUGAAAACAUGAUUACAAAUCUAUAAAUGCAAAGACUCUUAUUUUGUUAGAUGUAUUAGCAGACAAAGCUUUCUGCCUGAAACUGUGUGGAGUUAGUUCUUGGUUGGAGAAAUUAGGAAACUUAUGCACAUCUGUUGAGUAAAAAACCAAAACAAGGAAACACUUGUGGCCUCGACAGUAUAUUAGAAUAGAAUGGGCCAAAUAUGACACCUGAAAUACUGUGCUUGAAUUAUAUAACCUAAUUAUA